CAGUGGACAGCACUUGGAAGUGGCUGUCGUCGGAACUGAUGCCGUCCCUCCACCCAGAGCGUGGGUACAGCGGGCAGAAGCUGAGGUGGCUGGACAAACAGUUUCCUGUUGGAACAAACGCAUUCCGGAUCGGUCCUGUCCGCCUGGAGAGAACCACCAUCUAUCCAGAUGACCCCAUAGACUCAGACUUGGAGCGUAGUGGCUCUAAGCUGUAUCCUGAGCUGACGGUCAGGCAAAUAGAUGACGUUAUGGAGCGACUGAGUGGAGUCAAAUGUUCCCACAUAAGGAACACAAGUUCUGCAGACGAUGUUAGAAACGGAGCGAUGCCUGGAACAGUAGAAUGCUUCACAAUAGUGGACCUACCACGGGGUGCUGGUCAGGCUGCUGUAGUGAUAGACUUCCUACAACAGAACAACUGGAUCCUGCUGGUUUCUGACACUCUCAUCCUCCGGGCCAACUUCUACCACCCUGACGUCAAGCUGUUCAGCACUGUGGCCAUCACCCUGCAGUACAUCCCAGGGGGCGCUGUUGAACUGCAGCCAAACAUCCAGACCUUCCGACUGUUCCAGUACCAAACAACAGACGACUUCGUCCAGAUGCUUUUCCACAUCUUGUUCCUUUUCUUCUACAUCUACAACAUUCUUCACGAGAUCUGGAGCAUACGGAAGAGCGGUCGUGUCUACUUUAACAGUUUCUGGAACAUCUUGGUCCUGUGCGGGAUAGCGGUGUCCACGGCUGUUAUUGUGACAUUUGGACUACGUUACGUCUGGGCAGCUGCUGCAUUGAAUGAUAUACAACAAGCUGCAGGACUACAUGGCAUUAAUGAGUUUGUAGACAUCAGUGCGGCAAGCCAAUGGGACUCAACCUUUCAAUCGGUCCUGUCCUUCUCCAUCUUCAUCAGUACCUUCAGCAUCCUCCGAGUUUUCAAUUUCUCUAAGAACGUCGCAACCGUAUUCACUCUUCCUCGUUUGAUGUACCGGGAGGCCUUUGGGUUCCUGGCAUACAUGGUGAUCCUGCUACUGUCCUUUACCAUCAGCGGGAUCUUGAUAUUUGGGAAACACAUGAAGAGUUUCUCCGCCUUUAAAGAAACGUAUUACGUCUUAUUUGAGCUGGGAUUGGGGAUGGCGUUCAGUGACGUCUUCGGUGAUGACAUGAAGAGAGUGGAUAGUGUCCUGGGACCGCUGUACUACGCUACAUUCGUUCUAGUCUUCAUCUGCUGCCUGGUGAACCUAGCAGUCGGGAUGCUGUGUAACUGGCUGAGCUACUGUCAGACGUCAGACGACAUUGAGGUGGACACGGCGAUGGGAGAUUACUUCUGGAACUCCUUCAGGAGUCUUCUGGGCAUGCGCCAUGAGACUCGGUCCUUUGACGAUGAAGAGACACUUCCAGACCACUACAUGGACGAGACCUUCCAGCGGACAGAAGCGGUACUGCAAGAGGUGGACAGGGUCACUGACCUGAUGUACAAGUUCGAGUGCCGAGGCUUCCCGGAACUGAAGGUCAACGACACCGCAUGCGGAAGUGGCUUGAAAAUAUAAGCCACAAUUCAAGAUGGAACUUCUCUAUGCAUGCUAAAACUAUGAUGCGAUAUUGAGACCUUCUAUUGAG
Molecule: messenger RNA, 1608 nt
Organism: Branchiostoma floridae (Florida lancelet)
Lineage: Eukaryota; Metazoa; Chordata; Leptocardii; Amphioxiformes; Branchiostomatidae
Product: polycystin-2-like
Exons: 7
Coding region: 39-1538 (499 amino acids)
Biological process (GO): detection of mechanical stimulus
Cellular component (GO): membrane
Molecular function (GO): calcium ion binding; calcium channel activity
Source: RefSeq, a predicted model, not a curated record